AUGAAUUACCUGCUGACCAAAAAUCACGUGAAUGGUCACUGUACAAGUCCAACCUCCCAGAGCUGCAGUUCAGGAAAACGACUUUCCAGUGCAGAUGUCUCAAAAGCAAACCGCCGAGGGCCUGGGAAGCCCCCCUUCAGAAAAGCGCAGUCUGCAGCCUGCAUGGAGAUUUCUCUCCCAGUCACCACAGAAGAAAAUAGGGAAAACUCUUUCAGCCGUUCCCGAAGCUCCAGCGUGUCCAGUAUCGACAGGGACUCAAAGGAGGCAAUUACUGCUUUGUACUUCAUGGAGUCUUUUGCCCGAAAGAACGACUCCGCUGUCUCCCCCUGUCUCUGGGUCGGAACAGGCCUCGGUAUGGUCUUAAUCCUCUCCCUUAACCUGCCUGGUAGUGACGAUUUAAGGCAGUCGGAGCCAGUCAUGGUGUCACCAAGCGGCACAGUUCUGACACUGAAAGGAGCCGUGCUGACCUUCGCAUGCUUGGACUGCGUGGGCAUGUUGACACAUCCACCGUAUGAAGUAUGGAGGGACCCACACAGUGCUGAUGAUGGUGAAAAAACAAGGAAAAGGAAACUUGUCAUGCAUUCCCCUUCCUCCUCCCAGGAUAUGGGUGAUCAUCAAUUUGCAGUCAUUUGUUCAGAAAAACAAGCCAAAGUCUUCUCAUUGCCUUCCCAAACAUGUCUUUAUGUCCACAACAUCACCGAAACGUCCUUUUUAUUGCGAGCAGAUGUGGUCACCCUCUGUAACAGCGUCUGUCUGGCGUGCUUUUGUGCCAAUGGGCACAUCAUGACACUGAGCUUGCCCAGCCUUCGCCCACUGCUGGACAUCAACUAUUUGCCUGUAACAGACAUGAGGAUAGCGCGGACCUUUUGUUUCACUAACGAAGGGCAAGCUUUGUAUCUCAGCUCUCCCACAGAGAUCCAGCGGGUUACCUACAGCCAGGAGAUGUGUGAUAAUCUGCAGGACAUGCUUGGGGAUUUGUUUACUCCUGUGGAAACACCAGAAGCCCAAAACAGAGGCUUUCUCAAAGGACUUUUUGGAGGAAGUGGACAAGCUUUUGACAGAGAAGAGCUUUUUGGUGAGGCCACAGCAGGAAAAGCCUCUCGCAGCCUUGCCCAGCACAUCCCUGGAUCAGGUGGAAUCGAAGGCGUGAGAGGAGCCGCAGGAGGAGUCAUUGGGGACUUGACUCGUGCACGCAUUGCCCUUGAUGAGAGAGGACAGAAACUGGGAGAACUGGAUGAAAGGACUGCGAGCAUGAUGGCCAGCGCAGAGGCAUUUUCCAAACAUGCACACGAGGUGAUGCUGAAAUACAAGGACAAAAAGUGGUACCAGUUUUAGACUUUGAAAGCAGCAGCUUGUGGCUUUAUUAAGAACACUCUUCAGGGAAGCAACAUUCAUUCCCAAAUCUACCAGUCACUGGCCAGAGACAGUUUUUUCUCCUAGAAGACUUUUUCCUGUUACUAUUAUUGGAUUCAUCACAGUAGGAGUCAAGAAGAAAUUUUACAGACCGUGAGACAGAAGCUAGAAUCAUAUGGGUCUUACUCCAACAGCUGGCUCAUGCAGUAGCCAAUUUUUCCAAAAGGAACUCAACCAUCACUGUGGCAUGUAGUUUUUUCAGAAGCUGGAGGUAUGAACUGUGGGGAGUGUGUUUGGUUAAAAAUAUUCUGUACAAACUCAAAUGUUAAUGCACUUAUAAAACUUUGCAUGACUAACUGACAUCU
Messenger RNA from Pterocles gutturalis (yellow-throated sandgrouse), 1718 nucleotides. Its product is annotated as syntaxin-binding protein 5-like. The transcript has 8 exons. The record is from RefSeq and is a predicted model, not a curated record. The coding region runs from base 1 to 1335 and encodes 444 amino acids. Gene Ontology annotation, biological process: regulation of protein secretion; regulation of exocytosis. Gene Ontology annotation, cellular component: cytoplasm; plasma membrane; SNARE complex. NCBI's taxonomy places the organism in Eukaryota, Metazoa, Chordata, Aves, Pterocliformes, Pteroclidae. Gene Ontology annotation, molecular function: syntaxin binding; GTPase activator activity; myosin II binding.